Messenger RNA from Melitaea cinxia (Glanville fritillary), 1918 nucleotides. It is a transcript of the gene CCT6, whose product is annotated as T-complex protein 1 subunit zeta. Gene Ontology annotation, molecular function: ATP-dependent protein folding chaperone; ATP hydrolysis activity; ATP binding. NCBI's taxonomy places the organism in Eukaryota, Metazoa, Arthropoda, Insecta, Lepidoptera, Nymphalidae. The record is from RefSeq and is a predicted model, not a curated record. The transcript is spliced from 6 exons. Gene Ontology annotation, cellular component: chaperonin-containing T-complex. Gene Ontology annotation, biological process: protein folding. The coding region runs from base 106 to 1701 and encodes 531 amino acids.
UAUGGUUCUAUUCAUAAGUGUGAUCUUUCAAUCUUUGAGAUUUCUGUGAUUCUUAUUAAUUCGAAUAUUAUUCAUUUAAAUUUGCGUAUUAGAAAAGUUUGAAUAAUGGCUGCUAUAAGUUUAUUAAACCCUAAAGCUGAGUUUGCUAGAGCGGCACAAGCUUUAGCAGUAAAUAUUUCAGCUGCUAAAGGCAUUCAAGAUGUAAUGAAAACUAACCUCGGACCUAAGGGUACAAUGAAAAUGCUGGUGUCGGGUGCUGGUGAUAUUAAAAUAACGAAGGAUGGCAAUGUUCUGCUGCACGAGAUGCAAAUCCAACACCCAACAGCCUCGCUCAUUGCCCGCGCCUCCACCGCGCAAGAUGACGCGACUGGCGAUGGUACCACGUCUACCGUGCUGUUGAUAGGAGAACUCUUGAAACAAGCUGAUAUUUAUAUCAGUGAAGGACUUCAUCCAAGGAUCUUAACCGAAGGGUUUGAUGUUGCUCGAACAAAAGCACUAGAAGUAUUGGAAUCAUUAAAGAUUCCAAUUGAAGUGAAGAGAGAAAAUCUUCUCGACGUUGCUCGUACAUCGUUAAAAACAAAGGUACAUGUCAGUUUGGCUGAAAUUUUGACGGAUGCCUGCGUAGAUGCAGUCCUUGCUAUACGUACACCUGGUAAGCCGGUAGAUCUUCACAUGGUGGAGCUUAUGGAGAUGCAGCACAAAACUGCCACUGAAACGUCUCUGAUCAAAGGUAUUGUAAUGGACCACGGCGCUCGCCAUCCCGACAUGCCGAAGCGUGUUGAGAACGCUUAUAUACUAACAUGCAACGUUUCCCUCGAGUACGAGAAGACUGAAGUUAAUUCAGGUUUCUUCUACAAGUCUGCAGAAGACAGAGAGAAACUCGUUGCCGCUGAAAGAGAUUUUAUUGAUCAGAGAGUCAAGAAGAUUAUUGCUUUAAAGAAGAAGCUUUGUGAUGGCACCAACAAAUCUUUUGUUGUCAUCAAUCAAAAAGGUGUUGAUCCUCUGUCGUUAGAUGCUUUUGCCAAGGAAGGUAUAAUUGCACUGCGCAGAGCAAAGAGACGUAACAUGGAACGUUUAUCGCUCGCAUGCGGCGGAACAGCAAUGAACUCGGUUGAUGACCUCACCGAGGAAUGUCUUGGGUUUGCCGGACUCGUGUACGAGCAUAUCCUAGGCGAAGAAAAGUACACAUUUGUCGAAGAAUGUAAGAAUCCUCAGUCUGUAACCAUUCUCAUCAAGGGACCCAAUAAACAUACCCUGAUUCAAAUCAAAGAUGCAGUACGUGACGGUCUUAGGGCGAUUAACAACGCUAUUGAAGACAAAUGCGUCAUACCUGGUGCAGGUGCAUUUGAAAUUAAAGCCAAUAUGGAACUACUUAAAUACAAGGAUACGGUAAAAGGAAAAGCUCGUCUCGGCAUACAGGCAUAUGCUGAAGCAUUACUAGUUAUCCCCAAGACGCUCGCUGUAAACUCGGGCUACGAUGCUCAGGACAUUAUAGUCAAACUACAAGAGGAGUCGCGCUUAAGUCCAGACCCAGUGGGGCUAGACCUUAGCACUGGUGAGGCUAUCAAGCCAAACGAUUUGGGCAUUUACGAUAAUUACAUUGUGAAGAAACAAAUUCUGAACUCAUGCUCUGUGAUAGCCAGCAACCUCCUCCUAGUUGAUGAAAUCAUGAGAGCGGGCAUGUCGAGUCUCAAGGGGUAGCUCCUGCUAAACCUUAAAGCCUACUUUCACAAAUUUCUUUUACUUAUUAAUAAUAUAUUAUUCCUUAUGCAUUUAUUGCGCAAUAAAAUUGUAUUAAUUUCCUUGUAUUCACACUAUUGAUUAUAAACUAAUGUCUGCUUUGAGAGCUUGUAAUGGUGUCUUGAUCUGUAUUCUAACUAGAAUAUUUGACUUCUAUGAAUAUAAUAAUUAUUUACUA